Molecule: messenger RNA, 936 nt
Organism: Aspergillus melleus
Lineage: Eukaryota; Fungi; Ascomycota; Eurotiomycetes; Eurotiales; Aspergillaceae
Product: mitochondrial 54S ribosomal protein bL19m
Exons: 3
Coding region: 1-936 (311 amino acids)
Biological process (GO): translation
Cellular component (GO): mitochondrial large ribosomal subunit; ribosome
Molecular function (GO): structural constituent of ribosome
Source: RefSeq, a predicted model, not a curated record
AUGCUAAAUACAAGAUCUGUGAGUGUCCAGCUGCGUGAUCACAGUCCUGGCGCAAGAGUCCGAAUCACACGCGGAGAAUCGCAGGCUUCAUCUGCUGGCGGAAAAGUUGGCGAUUCUCUCUGGGAUUCGCGGGCUUGGCGGAAAUUCUGCCGGGCCGGAUCUUCCUCCGCCAUCUCCAAACUUCUGCUCUGCUCUACCCGGAGACUGGACAUCGUUCAAUCUCCGCCUCUAACCUCCGUCCGUCCAUUCUCCCCGGUCAUGGCGUCCGCUUCUCCGAUAAUGCGGCAGCUGGGCUGCUUCAGGUCGCUCAUGAAGCCUCAGACCUUCAAGCCAGCUCAGUUCAGUCGAUCCCUCUCGACUGUGCAUUCUCCGAAACCAGAGGCAGUUCCUCUUCCUACACAGAUUCCCAAGUCGAUGCUGUCGCAAUUACCCCCGCAAAUGCAGCCUAACUUCGGCCGUAAGAAGCUCCGUGCCUAUCCUCCACCGGCCAGCGCUCGUAAGGCGUGCAAAGACCCCGUGAACGCAGUCGCCGACGCCCAAAUGGCCACCCUUGAUCCCAACGGUGAACGCAGAGCCCUCUUCGACUACCGACGGAACCCUCGCAGUGUCAAGCCCGGCGACAUCCUCCGCGUGACCUUCAAGAACGGCGACCCAUUUGCGGGAGUGUGUCUGAGCAUCCGUCUGCGCGGCAUUGACACUUCUUUUUUGCUGCGAAACGAGCUCACCCGGGUUGGAGUUGAGAUGUGGGUGAAGGUUUUCAGUCCGAACGUUGAGAGUGUGGAGAUUGUGCAGAGAUCCGACAAGAGGAAGAGAAGAGCCAGGUUGUACUACAUGAGACAGCCCAGGCAUGACAUGCGCAGCGUUGAGAACAUCGUGUCGAACUACCUCCGCCAAAAGUCCGCUCUUGCCGGUGGUCGUCAGAACAGGAGACGGUGA